AUGCGCUCGCGCGCGGACGGUGGGGCGUUGGCGAUGACGACGACGGAGGCGACGCGACGGGACGGGGCGCUCGCGGCGCUCGCGCGGGCGUUGGAGACGAGCGGAGCGCGAGCGCGUUUAUCGGGAACGAUCGAGAGCGAACACGAGUUUCCCUUAGAUAGCACGUCGACGGCCACGCUCGCGGUGGCGCUGAUGCAGCAGACGAACGGCGGGGCGAGCGCGCGUUGGCGGGCGUAUUGCGACGCGCUGCCCGCCGCGGUGGAUUCGUUGAUGAUGUGGAGCGACGAGGAAUUGGAGGUUUUACAAGGGAGCGCGUUGAGGCAGCGCGCGGUGUUUCGAAGAGAUUUGUGUAAACGGGAGUACGAUGCGCUUUUUCCCGCGCUCGCGCGGGCUGAUCCCGAGACGUUCGGUGACGUCGAGGCGUACUCGUUUGAUGUUUUUCGUUGGGCGUACGCCACAGUUAUGGCGCGCGCGUUCGUUCUACCGGACCUCCAGUGCAUGGCGCUUUUGCCCGGUUUAGACAUUUACAACUCGGCUCGUGACGCGGAGAAGUGCGUGGUUGAGCGCGACGAAGGCGCGUGUGAGGUUGAUGAUUCGUCGUCCUUCGACGAGAGCGAGGCGCGGGUCACCCUACGCGUCGGCGUCGGCGGCGUUCAAGCCGGAUCGCAGCUGUUUCACGAUUAUGCCGACCACGCCUCUGGUGGGGCUCUGCUGGAAUUUGGGUUCGUGUAUCACGGUGAGCGCGAGCGUGGCUCGGGCGUCGACGCGUUGGACGUCUGCUUGAAGCCGGCGCUCGCGCGCCUGGACGCGCGAUCGAGAGCGUUCCUCGUCGACGAGGACGUGUUUCACAAAUUCAACGUUCGAAAGAGCCUGACGUUCGAAAUCUCAAACGUCGGUGGCGUGUACAAGCCGGCGCUUAAAGGCAUCGAAUGCAUCAAGCCAGAGAUGUGGCGCGCGGCGCGCGCGCUGGCGCUUCGCCCGGACGAGCCGCUUCCAUCUUCGUUGGACGCGCGCCUGGACGACGACGGCGAGCGUCGUGCGAGAGACAUCCUCAUCCGUGUCCUGCGCGACGAGCGCGAGAGAUACAGCGCGACGACGAUCGAUGAAGACAUCGAUUUACUCCGUCGAGCGUCCGACGGCGGUCCGUCGCGUCGACGCGAGGCCAUGGCGCUCGACGUGCGCCUGGGCGAAAAGCUGCUCCUCGACGACGUCGUCGCGAGCUUACUCGCCCACCCCCCUUCGUAG
This is a messenger RNA of Ostreococcus tauri, 1245 nucleotides long. RefSeq names its product Rubisco LS methyltransferase, substrate-binding domain. Bases 1 to 1245 code for a protein of 414 amino acids. The record is from RefSeq and is a predicted model, not a curated record. The transcript has a single exon. Lineage: Eukaryota; Viridiplantae; Chlorophyta; Mamiellophyceae; Mamiellales; Bathycoccaceae.